This is a messenger RNA of Astyanax mexicanus (Mexican tetra), 7948 nucleotides long. RefSeq names its product MICAL-like 1a (gene micall1a). The transcript is spliced from 16 exons. Gene Ontology annotation, molecular function: protein binding. Bases 618 to 3389 code for a protein of 923 amino acids. NCBI's taxonomy places the organism in Eukaryota, Metazoa, Chordata, Actinopteri, Characiformes, Acestrorhamphidae. The record is from RefSeq and is a predicted model, not a curated record.
UUCAGUGUCGCCUUCAGGGUCGAGCUGGGCUGAGGCGGGUACUGUAGGAACAUGGCCGGGCUGCUACGGUGCGCCCUUUUAAACCCUGAAUAAGUCACCAUGAAGUCAGACGAGGGAGGAUAUGGAGGACGCGUUCUCAGUGAUUCGGUGUUUGGAUUUCUUGGACACAGCCGGGACUGAUAGCUAUUUAAACAGCUCUGUGUUUAGAGGAGGCAGCCGGAGAGAGAGCUAGCGUUAGCUAGGUGAACGUUAACGGCGGUAAUGUUAUCCUGGAUGAGCUGCUGACACAAACCAGGGUCAGGAUCAGGAUAUCUGAAUAUUUAUGCGGUUAUAAAACGGAUGUAUUUUUUGUGUGUUUGAAUCAUUAAGAACCAGCCUGCUUGUCUGUUCGGACUCUUUGGAGAAGAUUAAUAGCAGCCAGCUGCUGAAUGUAACUUAUUAAGCUAGCUGAACUAGCCUGCAGUAUCCCUGAAGGUAAAGCUAGUUAACUUACUAAUACAGACUGAAAACUGGCAUUUACCUCAUUUUAAUAUUGGACUGCUGGGUGGUUUAAAGCGGUUUUGACUCUCUUCUGUCUGAAACGUUUCUGAAGCAACUGACUGAACUAAUUUUGGACCAUGGGCUCCUUGAAAGCGCUCCAGGAGUGGUGCAGGUUACAGUGUGAGGACUACAAUGAUGUGGAAAUAAAGAACAUGUCUUCAUCUUUCAGAGAUGGACUGGCUUUCUGUGCGAUAAUACACAGACACAGACCAGACUUGAUAGACUUCAACUCCCUCUCCAAAGAAAAUGUGUAUGAAAACAACCGGCUGGCGUUUGAAGUGGCAGAGAGAGAGUUGGGUAUUCCAGCCCUGUUGGACCCGGAGGACAUGGAGAAUAUGAAGGUGCCUGACCGCCUCAGCAUCAUCACCUACGUCUCACAGUACUACAACUUCUUUACCAACAAAUCUCAUGCUAACCCUCCCUUAAUAAAGAGACCCAGUGGUACCGGGCACAUCGAACCAGCACUGAAGAGACCACCCACUCCUUUAGAGAACAGAACCCCUCAAGCAGAGUCCAAUGCAGACGGACAGUUAAAACGCAGCACCCUGAGCAGCACCUGUGCAGCCUGUGGGAAGCAUGUUCACCUGGUGCAGAGGUUCCUCGUCGAUGGUAAACUUUACCACCGCAACUGCUUCAGGUGCAGGGAAUGCAGCAGCACUUUACUGCCUGGCUCUUACAAACUGUCAGAAGACGCUGGAUCUCUGGUGUGCACUCACCACUUUACCAGGACCUCCUCUGUCAGUCAGAAUGGUCGACCGGACCUUAGCAGGCAGGUUGGCCCAGUGGUGUCAAAUCCAAACCAUGAAACCCCUACCAGAGGGAGGAGUUUGGAAAAAGCACUUCCUGUUCAUUCUGAGGUUCGUGAACUUGCUCCCUCUGAGAACCAGCAGGAGCAGAAUGAUGAAAAAGAGGCAGAAAUCAGGGAGGAAACUGAGGGCGGAACGAUAAAAGAGACAGAGCCACAGCCCUCCAGCCCGCCGAACCCUUUCGACGAAUCAGACGAAGAGGAAGAUGAGAAUAGGAAGGAGGAAGAGCAGCCAAAGGGAAACACAGAGGUCACUAACGGUGUCCUUUCCUCAACCCCAGUGAGCAGCGCAGGAGAAGAUAGUCGACCUGUUCCCGCCCCUAGAAGGGUGUUUGACCACUCCCCUCCGGCUCGUCCUGUACCCAAGCCACGUCCUGCAAGACCCUCGCAGAGUCCUGCAAGACCCUCACAGAGUCCUGCAGUGAAUGGAGAAGAAAGUCUGCGCAGACUCUCCACCCCUGUUCCUCGUGAAAGAUCAUCUUCCCCUGUUGGCUCCAGCCGAUCCAUCGACACACCUAAACCCAAAGUCCCGCCUUGGUUGGCUCUUGUCAAAUCAGAACCAAAGAAAAAAUUGGCUCCUCCUCCCCCUCCCGCCACUGGUGCAGCCACACCUCCACAUGCUGGCGCUGCUUCCUCUGCACAAGAGGAGGAAUCCCAGACAGCUAUCCCCUCAAAUCCCUUUGAUGAUGAUGAUGAAGAAGAAGAAGAAGAUAAAGAAGGGACAGAGGCGGAGACUUCAGAUCUGUUGGCCCCGCCCUCUGUGGUCGCUGUACAUCCAUGGUAUGGGAUUACACAGGCAGCUGAUGAUGCUGGGGCUGCCACACCUUCCAGAAAAGGGAGCCCCGCCCCCUCAGGCAGCCCGGGAAGUGGCAGAAGUAAAAAACGGCAGGCACCCAAAGUCCCAAAACCUUCCCCAACAGCUCUUCCCUCUUCUCAGUCUUCUUCUACCUGUCCCUCUCCAGCUCUGAGCACAGAGAGUCUGUCCUCCUCUUCGUCAGACCACGGCCUGUGCCGGACCACUGGUGCCUCCGUGUCCCCUCGGCGAGCCUCUGCUAACGAGCAGGAACACCCGUUUACCAAAAGCGUGUCGGAACCUUCUAUCAACAGCCCUGGUUCUAGCGACUCGUCGCCUUCAGCUGAGCCUCAGUCCCGCCUCUCGACGAGCCCCUCCCCCUUGCCACCUUAUACAAAUACCUGUUCAGCACCAGCCACUCCAGAAAGUAAACGAAUGAGGCCGCCCCCUCCCCGCCCUCCAGCCGCUCCUAGUCCACUGAUUGGGUCUUCUUCCUCACAGCAACCAAGCACACCCAGUAAGCGGAUCUGUAAAGAGAAUCCAUUCAAUCGGAAAGCCUCUCCCACAGUUACCUCACCCCAAUCCAGACCUCCUAAAGGACCUCGUCCUGCUCGUCCACCUGCGCCAGGACACGGCUUCCCCCUCAUUAAACGCAAGGUGCAGUCUGAUCAGUACAUCCCUGUAGAGGACAUCCACGUGGAGAUGGGGGGACUAGAAAUACAGCUGGAUGAGCUGGAGCACAGAGGAGUGGAGCUGGAGCAGAGACUUAGGGACUGCUCUAAUGAGGAGCACGAGGAGCGCCUACUGGUGGACUGGUUCACUCUGAUACAUGAGAAGCACCUACUGGUGCGCAGAGAAGCAGAGCUGGUCUACACGGCAAAGCAGCAAAAUCUGGAGGAGAGGCAAGCAGAUGUGGAAUAUGAGCUUAGAUGUCUCCUCAACAAGCCAGAGAAAGAGUGGAGCGAUGAUGAUCGAGAUCGGGAGAAGCAGUUGAUGGCUGAGCUGGUCACCAUCAUCGAGCAGAGGAACCAGAUCAUCAACAGCAUGGAUCAGGACAGACAGAGGGAAGAGGAGGAGGACAAGCUAGUGGCUGCGAUGUUGAAGAAGAAAGAAUUCCAUGGUGAGAGUGAGCAGAAAAAGAAGCCACAAAAAUUUAAACCCAUGAAAGUGUUGAGGAGGUUGAGCACAAAAAGUGAUGUGGCGAAGAGCGUGAGCCCACGGAAGGAGAGCACACGCAAGGAGAAAAGCUGAUGAGGUGGGAGAGAGGUGCACAAACUGAUAAAACUGAAGACAGAUAGUUGAUAAAUCUUUAGCCCUAUUUAUACUGGUCUCAGCCAAUUACUGUAUGAAGAAAUACCUGGAGGAAAACUGACAAACGAACCUGAACUUCUUCCCUUCUUUCCUGUUCUCCUCAGAAUUGAUCCAAAAACACGCUGUUUCAGCAUAAUGUAUGUAAUGUGUUUUAACUUUAACGUUUGUGAAUAGAUGUAGUAUCAUCUGAAUUCAUAAAAAAAUGUAUAAGACUGGAAUUGUCUAUACCCCACAGGGUCUGACUAAUUAAAGGAGAAAUCUGGGGUGAAUUGGUUUUGGGUUGUAGUGAAACAUGAUGAGUACAAAUUUUUUUUACAAAUGGCCGAUCUCCAUUUGUCCCAGCUUUCACAAAAUACAGCACUUUUAGCCAAUGCUCAAAACAGGCUCAGAAUGUUAGUGAUUGGGGCUAUAUUUACACCAUUAACAAGCUCAAAAUAGCUUCACACUUCACUGGUAGAAUUCUAAGGGCCAUGAAAUUUAAAACGAGGCAACUUUGAAAAUGCACCAAAUAUUACACCACUAAAUCUUGAGGAUUUCCAUUCAAGCAUUACAUUAAAAGCUUUUAUGUUUGAUAAGGAACAUAAGGAACAAUAUUUAAAUAAAUCUGCUAAUGUCAAAAUAUAAUGAAUAAAAUCAUAAAAUUGGAUCUUUCCUGAAUUUUCUAUUUUAAAAAUCAAUAUAUUCCUGAAAACAAAUCAAACAGUUCAUGUCUUCUCCAAACCUUUAGUUUUGUAAUGUUUGUCUAGUUUUUUAUGUCUAAUUUCAAACCUGCAGAAUUUGGGUUAAUUCCUGUUACUGAUCUGGAAUUAAUAAGUGGAGUAGAGAAAAAAACAGGCAGCUCCAAGUGUCCUGUAGGAGAUUUCAAAGCCCUCAAAUUUUCUAACUAAUUUUAACUCAGAGAAAAAGAGCCUGUAGCCUGCAUAUGGAACAAGGCAUUUAAAACGGUUAAAAAAGACAUUAAGUCAGCUGAUGAGCACGAACAAAUUAGUAGAAUAGGGGAACAGAUUGCAAAAUUAAUUCUGUGGAAAUGCAUGAAUAUUAUAUAGAGAUACUUUCAGCAACAGCUGAAAUGAAUGCAUUUCCACAUAGUUAAUUUUGCAAUCUGUUCCCCUUUCCUACUAUUUGUUUGUGCCCCUCAGUCGACUUAUCAUGACUUAAUUUCAAGAUGAUGGCGUUAUAAACUACCUGUGCACUUUCAUAGUUCUCAGUUCCUCAUUUUAAAUGUCGGGACCUUGGAAUUCUACAAAUGUGUGGAGCUACUUUGAGUCUUGUUAAUGGUGUAAUAAUAUCGGACACCGCUAUGCCCCUAUCACUUGCAUUGUAAGUCUGUUGGGAGCAUCAGCUAAAAUAGAAGUAUUACAGAAUGCUGGAGGUGAACAGAGGUGGGCUAUUUGACAAACAUUUGUACUCUUUAUCAUGUUUCACUACAACACUACAAGUCCAUUUUACACCGGAUUUCUCCUUUAAGACAGAUUGUAACUUUAUGUACUUUAUUUUCUUUAAAGAUGCAAGAAUGCAAGGACCGUUAAACUGUUGCAUUUUUGUUCAGUCUAGAUACAACUAAUAGUUAAAAAUAGCUCUGAAAACUAAAAUAACUGUUGGUAAAAGUUAUUUACCACAUCUACCAUGACAAAUGACGGUUCCAGCUUCCAAAGACAAUUCAUUUUGGUUUGCCUCUUAGAUGUUUAGAUUCUCUGAAGUUUAACUGUGUUAUUGUGCUUAUGAAUUCUGGAGAAGUAAUUAAGUAAUGAUACAGAAUUCAUAUGCUUGUUUUGUGCUCUGCUUUUGCUUUUUGUACAUUCUGGUGCUUUUUGGGAGAUGAGGUUGUUAACCUUUACUGAUGCAAAAGCUGCAAACCAUUAUGCAAAGCUUUUAUGCAAGACUUUUUUUAUGUGCUGUAGUUCCUGUCUGUAGUUUCACAGUGACGCAGUGCAUUCACAGAAGCUGUAUAUAAAUAGAUCUAGAUAAUGGGAUGGCACUAAAAUUGUACAUUUACGAUAAGCUCUAGGUGGCACAGUUCUAUCAUGCCUACUGAAAAUGAACAUGUUUUUGAAUUGGAUUGUCCCCUUUGUAAUGGGUCUCGCAAAGAGUAAAGCAAUAUGACAGUAUUUUUAAUUGCAUCAUGAUACAUAAGAUGCUUUUUUUAGAGCAUAUUGUGGAAAUAUUGUGCACUGACGGCCUGCACAGUUAUACAUUAUACAUGAAUAAUAUACACAUUAUAAAAAAUUGUAUGGAAUUCAAAAUCACAAUAAAUAACAAUGAAAAUGUCUUACAAUAUUGUGACAGUAUCACAUUUAUGUAAUUAACUUCAUAUAAUUAGUGGGGCCUAUUAGCAAUACAAACGAGCAGCUAAUUUUAGCAGUUAAUGAAGUAAAUUGCUAAGUUAUGGAUUCUUUUUGGCAGCUAAAACAAGUGAUUAUUAAAUGAUUUCUAAUACACCUAUUUAAAAACAGUUUGUGUGUUGAUUUGUUGAUUACAGUAGACAAAAAUUGUAUACACUUAAAACAGUAAAGCCAGUGAUUUAAAACACAUCUGUGCUGGAAGUUAUUGGGUAGUUGCUGAAUUAUUUCUAAUAGUUUAUUAGUUUGUGUAAAACAGCCAUUUUUAUCAACUCUAUUAAUUAAUAUAUAACAUAUAAUAUAAUACAGUGCUGCGAUCAUUGCUACCCCUUGCUUAGCAAAACAGAAACUGUAGUAAGUAAUUCUGAUGAACACACUGUGUUAAAACACUGUGUAACAUGUUUGUCUAAAAUCAAGUAACAUUACUCUACCUCUGUAGCACACAUGCUUCUUUCACUUCUUACAGAAGCUGCAUUCUGUGUCUCUCAGCUUGCCCAGAAAUGCAUGUAUUCAGGGUGUUCUUUAGGGGUGGCUCAAAGUAUAAAUGCAGUGGUGUUACCCACUACGCUACACCCACUACAUGUGUGCUGAUGCACUCCAUUUUUUAUUUUUUUUUUGCAGAGAAUUUAAAUAGAAUUCAAUCAAAGUACAUCCAUUUAUAUAUAUAUAGAAUAUAUAAUAUAUUUGUUUGCAGAAUUGCAUCUCCUCAAUGGCUUCUGGUAAAUGUUCUGAUCUUAAUGUAUUUUAUUAGUAAAGGCAAAAAUGCACAAAAUAUCAUGUGUGGCCAUAUGCUGCCUUCAAGUCCUCCUUGGAAAUUCCUAUUUAAGAGGUUGGAUUACUUACUUAAUUACUUGACUUGACCUGCGUUCAAGUAUUUUUUGGUCAGGUGGAAAUGGACGCCAUUAGGAAAAUCUUUUUGAUUAUACUUUUGGCCUAUUAUCAUAAAAAACAGGAGUUUAUUUUUGCCCUACUCCAAAAGAAUAAAGUGAAUAAGACACGCAUUAGUUAAAUUAUAUUUUUAUUCCUUUAGAACCGUAAAUUAUACUAGACUUUUACGUUUUUCACGUGCUUCUAGUGAUUUUAUUAGUUAGCUAAUAACAACCUGCAAGUGUUUAAAUAUUUAGAAGUUUAGAAUACGAACUGUUUGCAUCAUUUUUUUAUUAUUAUUUAUUUAUCAAUAUAAACAAAUUUAAUUCAUUCAUUGACCUUGUUCCUGACACUCGCCCAACUGGGAAACUAGGGCUUAUUUAAAAAUCCAAGUUUCUAAUUGGUAAAUACAAGUUUGUUUGUGGUGGAGUUCAUGUGCUCUCAUAUUGUAAAUAUGAUAUUUCUGACACGACUUGAAGGCAGCAAUAUUACAGUUUAGAGGCAAUAAAUAGAGACCAUGUUAAAAAAAACACCUGCUUAAGGAUUCAUUAAAUAUAAUAUCAUAUUACAUAGUUUGUAGUUGAGUUUGAGAAGGAAUAUGCCUGAUUCUGAAAGUCAGGCCAUGGAACCCACGUGCUGUGAGGCCUAUAACUAGUCUAAUUCAUCUCAGAUGCUUUGGGUUAAGCUCUUAAGUGUUCUCUUUUUUUAAAAUAGGCCACAGUUUCAUGUCAUAUGGUGGCUGAAUCUAGCAGUUGCUAAAAACAACAUGAAAGAACCUUUUUUUUUCUUUUUUCUUUUUAAAUGUAGGAAUAUUUUUAACGUGAGGUAUUAACAGAAGAAGUUGCUUACCAGGUUUGCAAAGCCCUGUACACAAAUUUGCAAUAUAAUAUUUAAUUGAUGUUCUCGAAAUGCCUUUCCUUGUUUUUUGUGGAGUUUGCGCGUCUGGUAUUAUGUAAUGGGCCUUAAUUUUAAGCAAGACAUGAGAAAUGAAAGGGUGUUUAAAAGAGUGCCAUUAUUUUAUUGUAUUUAUGAAUUAAAUGUAUGUUGUAGAGAGUGUACAUCUGGGUCUUGAUAACUGUUUACCUUUUCUUUUGUAUUUUUGUCUCGUUACCAACCAAGCUCUUGUGUCUUUGUGUUAAUGUUGUAGAGUUCAUGCUGUCAUUGUUUUUUGUGUAUUUGUGCCUCUGAUAUCUCAAACCAAGGGCUUUUGUUGCUUAAAAACACAAUAUUGUGUUAAAGCAAUGCACAUUGGUUUGGAUGAUAAAAUUAAUAAAACAAAUUAAUGUAACUAAA